Messenger RNA from Oryzias melastigma (Indian medaka), 2778 nucleotides. It is a transcript of the gene mknk1, whose product is annotated as MAPK interacting serine/threonine kinase 1. Bases 359 to 1732 code for a protein of 457 amino acids. Gene Ontology annotation, cellular component: nucleus; cytoplasm. The record is from RefSeq and is a predicted model, not a curated record. Gene Ontology annotation, molecular function: calmodulin binding; calcium-dependent protein serine/threonine kinase activity; ATP binding. Lineage: Eukaryota; Metazoa; Chordata; Actinopteri; Beloniformes; Adrianichthyidae. Gene Ontology annotation, biological process: protein autophosphorylation; intracellular signal transduction; peptidyl-serine phosphorylation. The transcript is spliced from 14 exons.
AAAGAUUAAAAGAGGUAAAAAUAGCGUUGAUAUAGUCACUUAAAAAAAAAACUUUAUUUAUAAGAUGGUUCAGUCGCAAGCCCUGAUGAGACCAGCCCUGUGACGUAGUCAGAUGCCCUCCUUCUAACCAAUGGUAGAAGCGGAGUGCCAGGGGAGGAGGAGCCGGAAUGUGUUGAUGUGUUUUCCCGCCCGUACGUCACUGGCCGUCUGACUGGUCGAUACUAGCAAUGGGAGCUUACAUCAGCUGGUGACAGAAGGGAUUUUACUGGUCUGGAAACCAGAGUCGAUUCGGAGACGACAUUUGCACCGUCUCCCUGACUGACGUGGUUCAUUUUCGUGGAACUGUCAGUUGGCAGAUAUGGUGAGGAACGGAGUGAUGACGGAGCUGCAGACCAUCCAGCAUUCUCUUCAGGGUAACUCCCUGGCGUUUGGCCAAGUGGGGCAAAACUCUGGGGUAAAUCAGGACAAUGGGGUCACGGAAGAAAGACAACACCUCCCUCACGGCCCAACAGAGACGAGCCAGCCAAUGAACAUCCCAGAUGCUGCUAAAAGGAAGAAAAAGAAAAGGAGUCGAGCAGCAGACAGCUCCACUAGCACUUUUGAUGAUUUGUACAAACUGACAGAUGAGGUACUUGGUCAGGGGGCGUUCGCUAAAGUUCAAGGAUGUGUGAGUCUGCAGAAUGGCCAAGAGUUUGCAGUAAAGAUCAUAGAAAAGAGUGCAGGUCACAGCCGCAGCAGAGUAUUCCGGGAGGUUGAAACUCUCUACCAGUGCCAAGGAAACAAAAACAUUUUGGAACUGAACCAGUUUUGUGAAGACAGCUCCUGCUUUUAUUUGGUGUUUGAAAAGCUGCGUGGUGGAUCCAUUCUUACUCACAUCCAGAAUCGAAAGCACUUUAAUGAACUGGAGGCCAGCAGAGUCGUCAGGGACAUCGCCCAAGCGCUGGACUUUCUACACACAAAAGGGAUCGCCCACAGAGACCUCAAGCUGGAAAAUAUUCUGUGUGAGUUCACCGAUAGGGUGUCGCCCGUAAAAAUCUGCGACUUUGACCUGGGUAGUGGCGUUAAGCUGAGCAGUGCCUGCACUCCCAUCACGACCCCUGAACUCACCACACCGUGUGGCUCUGCGGAGUACAUGGCUCCAGAGGUGGUGGAGGUCUUUACGGACGAGGCCUCCUUUUAUGACAAGCGCUGCGACCUGUGGAGUCUCGGCGUCAUUCUUUACAUCCUGCUGAGUGGAAGCCCCCCCUUCACGGGCCACUGUGGUACCGACUGUGGUUGGGACAGAGGAGAAACCUGUAAAGCGUGCCAGAGUCAGCUGUUUGAGAGCAUCCAGCAGGGAAAGUACGAGUUUCCAGACAAAGACUGGGCUCACAUCACAGACGGAGCCAAAGAUCUGAUCUCCAAGCUGCUGGUUCGGGACUCCACUCAGCGCCUCAGCGCCGCUCAGGUUCUCCAGCACCCCUGGGUGCAGGGGAACGCUCCAGAGAGAAGUCUUCCAACUCCUCACGUUCUGCAGAGAAACAGCAGCACCAAAGAUCUCAGCCAGUUCGCUGCAGAAGCCAUCGCCUUCAACCGGCAGCUCUCCCAGCAUGACGAGCAGCAGGAGGACGUGGGGGCCAUCAUCUGCUCCAUGAGGCUCUCCCCUCCCGCCAACUCCAGGCUGGCCCGCCGCCGAGCGCAGUCCCUGCAGAACCGGGGCUUCGCUGGCGUUUCCGACGACCCCGGAGCCUGAAGCGCCACCUCUCCGGGUUUUUGUGUUUGUUGACGUCUGCCUGAUCCUUUUGCAUCCUCUGGACCUUCAUGUGACGGACGAGUUCUCCUCUAUGGCCAGUAACCUCCUCCGGAGCGACGGUUCUUCCUCGACCGACACUUCCUGAGUGAGAGUUAAGAUUCCUCAGCUUUAAGAAGAGUUCGUCUUAUGGGAAAUAGAUUUUAUUCUUUAAAUUAUUAUCUUAAUACAUAUAUUUAUGGGAUCUUUAAAUUACAAUAUGUGAACAUAUCAGGGAUGCAGAAGAACACAUAUGUUUUUAUUCUUAGUUAAGCUCCAUUUUUAUUACAGAAGGAGGUUGGUGUGAUGGUUUUAUUUUGAAAAGACAAAGUCAUCCUUUGGUAAACUACACCUGAAUACCUGAGAGUUUUUACAGGAGGUUUAAAGAGAAAUUUAAAGUUUCAGUUGUAGCACGGCUGUACUUUAAAAUGAGAGGGAGAAUAUUAUAGUAAUGACUUUAUCAGUGUUUUACUGUAGUCUGGAUGACAUUAAUGUGAAACUUUAUUUACUGUAUUAUUAUUAAAUAAUAAUAAUUUGGUAUUAAAUAAUAGUUUGCUGUACUGUGAGGAAGAAGCAGAUAAAGUCUUACAUUCAUCAGUUUUCCACUUUAUUUUGAAACUUUUUUAUCUGUUGUAUUUAAAUCAAUCUUUAUUUCUCCUUUUUUUACCUUGUAAACUUUGUUUUACCUGACAAACAACACUUCCCCCUGACUUCAGACUGUUGCCAUGGACACCGUAUCCCUAUAGCAACUAAGGGCCUUCGCGGGCCGGCAGGAACCAACAGAGAUCUGUUGCAUUAGGAACCGACCACUUGCUGUAUUAAAUCCCCGGCAGUCCCAUUAUGAGCCACAAAAGAAGGUGUUUGUUUCCCCCGUCGGCUUGUAAUGGCGUCGGCGUUGACGAUUACGGAGUUUCCACUCAGCUCUAAUGGGGUUCUAUGCAUAAAGCUCUAAUGUGUGCAGCGGCGGUUGAUGGAGGAGCUGUGGGCUCAAUAAAGACGACCUGAAUUAA